This is a messenger RNA of Lactuca sativa (garden lettuce), 3376 nucleotides long. RefSeq names its product TMV resistance protein N. The record is from RefSeq and is a predicted model, not a curated record. Gene Ontology annotation, molecular function: ADP binding. Lineage: Eukaryota; Viridiplantae; Streptophyta; Magnoliopsida; Asterales; Asteraceae. Gene Ontology annotation, biological process: signal transduction; defense response.
CAUAAAUCUGAAAUUUCUUGGAACUCACAUCUAUUUAUAUAUAGUUCAUUUCCUUGAGGUGCUCUAGCCACAUACCUUUUAAACAAAUCAACAUAUCAAUGGCAUCAUCAUCUUCUUCUUCUUUAGGACCGGUCAUUUCUUUUCAAUCAUGGAAGUACCAUGUUUUUCUUAGUUUUAGAGGAGAAGAUACUCGCAAUACUUUUGUGGGCCAUCUCUACUCAGCUCUUGAACAACAAGGGAUCUACACCUACAAAGACGAUAAAACACUCCUUCGGGGGGAAUCAAUUGGUCCAUCUCUUAUGACAGCUAUCGAAAAAUCACAGGUUGCGGUCAUAGUGUUCUCUAAAAACUAUGCAGAUUCUUCAUGGUGCUUAGACGAACUUGUACAUAUCAUUAAAUGCAAGGAUACAAGAGGCCAAAUCGUGAUGCCCAUAUUCUACGACGUGGAUCCAUCUGAAGUGCGGAAACAAAAACAAAAAUACAAAGAAGCAUUUGCCAAACAUGCAUCGGAGAACAAUAAUAAGGUUGAAUCUUGGAGGAAAGCACUUGUGGAUGCAAGUAACAUUUCUGGGUGGAAACGCCAACACAAUGAGAAUGAGUCAAAGUUCAUUAAAAAAGUUGUUGACACAAUUUCACAUAGAUUGCAUCCAUUAACUUCAAGUCUGGAUAACAACUUGAUUGGAGUAGAGGCUCGCAUGAAACAUUUGAUAUCAAAGUUAGAAAUCGGGUUUGGUGGUAAGAGAAUGAUUGGAAUAUGGGGGGUUGGGGGCGGUGGCAAGACCACUCUUGCCUCUUCUGUUUAUGAUGACAUCUCUAGCAAUUUUGAUGGUUGUUGCUUUAUAAAAAAUGUUCGGAAGGAAUCAUGUAAUAAAGACGGUUUGGAAAGAUUGCAAGAAAAAAUUCUUUGUGGUGUUUUGCAACAAAAGCAAGUGGAGGUAGGGAGAGUUGAAGAAGGAAGGUGCAUGAUAAAGGAUAGGUUACGCCAUAGAAAGGUAUUAAUUGUGCUUGAUGAUGUCGAUAACCUUGAGCAGCUAGAAGAAUUAGCUGGAUCACGUGAUUGGUUUGGUGAAGGAAGCCGCAUAAUAAUCACAACGAGAGAUGAGCAUGUAUUAACUGCUCACAGAGUAGAUGUGGUUCACAAUAUCAGCUUGUUAAACAAUGAUGAGGCUAUGGAGCUCUUUUUCAAGCAUGCACCCCGGGGUUACAAACGUAUAGAAGAUUAUGAGAGGCUUUCAAAAGAUGUGGUUUCGUAUGCUGGUGGGCUCCCAUUAGCACUUCGAGUUCUAGGCCGUUUUCUAUGUGACAAAGAGAUGAAUGAGUGUAGGAGUGCAUUGGCUAGAUUGAAAGAAAUUCCAGAUGCAAAUAUUUUGGAAGUGCUAAAAAUCAGUUUUGAUAGACUUACACCCCUGGAGAAAGAGUUGUUCCUAGACAUCGCAUGUUUCUUUAGGGGAUACUGUCGAUAUACAUAUGAAGAGAGAAUGAUGAUACUUAAUGCUUGUAGUUAUUACCCUGUUAUAGGCAUAAAGGUGUUGGUACAAAAGGCUCUUAUAACUAUUUCAGAAGAUGGAGAGUUUGAUAUGCAUGAUUUGGUACAAGAAAUGGCACACUACAUUGUUCGAAGGGAACACCCCAAGAAUCCUGAAAAACAUAGUAGAGUUUGGAAAGUGGAAGAUGUUUUAAAAAUAUGUUCUGUGGAUGCAAGGAUGAACCUAGACACGAUUGAAGCUAUAGGUGUUUCGUGUUUUUGGAGUGUUGAAUCACAACAUGUUCUUCAAGUCGCUACAAACAUGAAGAAACUUCGUUGGAUUGAUUUGAAUCAGAAACCUAUUUCGAAGAAACUAUUGGCUGUGACUCCACUUUCAUUAGUUAUAAUGCCAGAAGGUUUUCCACCAAGGGACCUUUGUUGUCUAACAUUGAAAACCAUCAAUGCAAAUCAACUUUGGGAUGGUUACAAGUUUCUACCGAACUUGCGAAUGAUCAAACUUGAUUACUUGAGUAAGCUGAUGAAGACACCAGAUUUUGAUGGGCUUCCUAACCUUGAAGGAUUCAUAGUUAAUGGAUCUCGGUUGUUACAAGAGAUUCAUCCAUCAUUUGGACAUUUGCAAAAGCUUGUUUGUGUAGACAUAAGGAAUUGUGAAAAUCUUAGGAUGGUUCCACCCAUUACCCGGUCGAAGAAACUCGAGACCCUUGUACUCUCAUGGUGCACAUCAGCUUUUAAUCUUUCAAACAUCCAAGAAGGUAGUUUGGAGAAUAUUUUACCUCACAAAAUGAACCACAUAGGGCUAUCGUGUUUUAGUGGAUGCUUAAGAAAGCUGGUUCUCAGCAACUGCAGUCUGACAGAUGGAGACAUCAAUUCGGCUGCUGGUUGGGAAUUACCCAAUUUGCUAGAACUCGAUCUACAAGGAAAUGGAUUUGUCCGGUUGGAUUUUAGUCUCUUGCUACUUCCUCAGCUCAAACGGCUGAACGUGUCAUGGUGCAAACAACUUGUAGAAUUGUCAGAGUUGCCAUCAAGUAUAGCUGUUGUUAUAGCGGGUUGGUGUUACUCACUUGAAAGCUUUGGAGAUAUUUCAAACUGUAAAUGGUUGUGGCAAGUCUCAGCUUGGUAUACCAAACUUGGUGCACUUUGUGGUGACAUAUUACUAAACUCCAUGCUCCAGGGGAACGCCAAAGAUUACUUUAUCAGUAUCAAUCUUCCAGGUGUUGACAUUUGGAGGGGGGAAUCUGUACGUUGGGUCGACUGGGUGAAGACUUGUAAUAUGCCGCUUCCACCUGAUUGGUACAGUCGCUUUUCUGGGAUUUUGAUGUAUGUCGAACCUGACGUGAGAUUUGAAGGGAUCCCUGACAUAACCAUCAAGCUGGGUGUACGCAACAUUUUUCAGUCUGAGCUUGGUCAAGAGUAUAAUGAAACACUCGAGACUCAUUGUGAUCAGAUAUUUGUAGGAUAUGUUUCCUUUAGUUCAUUGAGGCGCACCGGAUGCUUGAAUUCAACAUACAACAUCAUUUUAUUUUCCUGCAAUGUGGGUUUUUAUGGAGAUGGGCACAGGUUUAGAGUUGUAUUCGUUUCUAAAGAUGAUCCGAUGCAAACACCAAAAUUCCCAACAGAUUCCUCAGAAUGUUGGGAUGGGGAAUCUGAUUACAGAAAGACAUUUAUCAUACAACAAGAUUCAAACUCCUCUAUCAAGAUUUUAUGGAAACGUCGGAUUUGGUAGACAUAUUCCCAGAGGUCAUUCGACUACCCACCAGUUUUCCCCUCCUCAUAAUCUUUUGUGUCACCAUUAAAUGAUCUGUGGUAGUACCAAUUUUACAUUCAUGAAUUGGUUGAUGUCAACCAAAUUAGUUUAUGCUGCGAAAUAUACACAAGAUCACUUUAGUCUCA